AAAGCACCACACCGAAGCCCCCUGAAAACUCAUUCAUCAUCGCGAUCACUAUCAAGCUAGGCCGCUGUCAUCACGUGCUGACGUAAAAUUGUUCCCGACUCCUGAAAUGUAAUGGGACUCGUUCACGUGUAAAUCGUUGUUGUUUUUUUUAUCCGCUUGUGGAUAUAUCUCCUGACCCUUUCCUGCGCGAGGAAAUGGGAACUAACGUCUCGUGUUAUGGGAGAAACACGGAGGUCGGGCGAACGGUGGACUGUCAACAACAGCAAUAAUGUCCGCGUGAAACGACCCUGCUGCUGCCCCAACGGCCGCUUCUCCAUAUUGUAGCACCGGAUCCACUAUUAAACCAUGCCUGGGAAACUAAAGGCCAAAAUUGUGGCAGGGCGCCACUUGCCUGUAAUGGACAGAGCAAGUGACCUGACGGAUGCCUUCGUAGAGGUGAAGUUUGGAAACACAACCUUCAAAACAGACGUUUUUCCCAAGUCCCUUAAUCCACAGUGGAACUCAGAAUGGUUCAAGUUUGAGGUCGACGACGAGGACUUGCAGGACGAACCCUUGCAGAUCACAGUGUUGGACCACGACACGUACAGCGCCAACGACGCCAUAGGGAAAGUUUACAUCGACAUCGACCCUUUGCUCUGCACUGAGGCCGCCUCCGUCAUCUCUGGCUGGUUUCCUAUCUACGACACCAUCCACGGCAUCAGAGGAGAGAUCAACGUCCUUGUAAAAGUGGAGCUCUUCAACGACUUGAACCGAUUCAGGCAGUCGUCUUGCGGGGUCAAGUUUUUCUGCACCACGUCCAUCCCGCGGGGCUACCGGGCAGCCAUGGUCCACGGGUUUUUAGAGGAGCUGGUGGUGAACGAGGACCCAGAGUACCAGUGGAUAGACCGCAUUAGAACUCCCCGGGCUUCCAACGAAGCACGCCAGAGGCUCAUCUCUCUCAUGUCCGGGGAGCUGCAGAGGAAAAUAGGGCUCAAAGUUCUGGAGAUGGGUGGGAACGCAGUGGUGGGCUACCUGCAGUGCUUCGACUUGGAGGGAGAGUCGGGCCUGGUGGUCCGGGCCAUCGGCACCGCCUGCACUCUGGAAAAGCUCACCUCGGGAAGCCUCGCGAGCGCACACACGCACCCUAACACGGCGCCUGCUUCUAACGCCUGCAAUUCCCCGUCUAAAGAUGGAAAGGAGCCGGUAUUUGGUGAGGAUCUGCCCUCGUCCUCCGGCCCGCCCACCCCUUUCCGAGCCCUCCCCACCUCCUCCUCCUCUCCUCCCCCCUUCUCUCCCUGCAAGCCAUGCAGCCGUCAGUCCUCAUCAUCAGACACAGACCUCAGUUUGACGCCCAAAACGGAGGAGCCCCAGUCAGGGAGACGCAGGCCAGGGAUCUUCCUCUGCCCCAGCUCCCCCGUCCUCUCUGCAGACUCAUUGUCCCUUCCUGGUUUGGGCUCUGCGGGCUGUGGUCAUGGCUCUGGGCCCAGAGCGACCAGCCCGGCCCUCCCCUCCUUCACCUACUCAGACUCUGCCUUGCUGAGAAAGAGCGUGUCCUUCACCGAGGACCUGCUGCUGGCGGCCUCCGGAAUGGGCAGCGGAGGCAGCGCCGGGAAGGAGGCCGGGCCGUUGAAGACCCUCCUCAGACAGCAGACGCAGACCGCUCUGGAACAGAGGGGAGCAUCCUCCUCUGGGUUAUUGUUAAACGCCAGGGAGUUCCCCUUCUUCACCUUGACCUCUUUCCCGCCGGGUUUUCUGGUUCAUGUGGGCGGAGUGGUCAGUGCUCGUUCGGUUAAAUUACUGGACCGCAUACACAACCCCGAUGAACCUGAGACCCGUGAUGCCUGGUGGGAAGAGAUUCGCCAGGAAAUCAAAUCCCACGCCAAAGCUCUUGGUUGCCAUGCUGUUGUAGGGUACAGCGAGAACACGAGCAUCUGCGAAGAGGUCUGUAUUCUGUCAGCAUCGGGCACAGCCGCCAUCCUGAAUCAUCGGUAUAUGCGUGAAGGCUGCCUUGACAUCGGCAGCACCGACCAAAGGUUCGAGGAUCCAUCACCUCCAAGCUGCGGCUUCUGUCACAUCCCGUACGAUGAGCUCAACAUGCCAUUUCCUGCCCAGCUCACCUAUUGUUACAACUGUAGACGGCAAAAGGUCCCUGAUGUUUUAUUCACAACGAUUGACUUGCCAGCAGAGGCAGCUGUCACAGGGAAAGGCUGCCUCAUCCAGGCCAGACUGUGUCGUCUGAAAAAGAAAGCUCAGGGAGAAGUGAACGCGACCGUCAUCUCCAACCUGCUGCCUUUCAUGGAAUACGAGCUGCACACUCAGCUGAUGAACAAGCUGAAGCUGCGGAGCAUGAAUGCUCUGUUUGGCCUGCACAUACAGAUCAGUGUUGGCGAGAACAUGCUGCUGGGUCUUGCUUCCGCUACGGGAGUGUACCUGACGGCUCUGCCCGCACCAGGAGGUAUCCAGAUAGCUGGGAAGACCACCGGCGACAUGAGCAACGAGCAGCACAUCCUGACGAUCCAGAAAAGGAUCAACGACACCAUCGCCAGGAACAAAGAGCUCUAUCAGAUCAACCCGCCGAAAUUAUUUGCCCUGGACCCUGAGGUGUUCUGCGGCACAAACAUGGAGCUGACGGAGGAAGGGGUGGGAUCGCCGAUCCCCGAGCCCAGGCACAGGUCCAGGCUUUUUCGCUCCCACUCGGAAAGCUCAGACGAGGUGUCCGAAUUGGAUCUGUCGCACGGCAAAAAGGACGCCUUUGUUCUGGAGAUCGAUGACACCGAUGCCGUGGAGGACAUCCACUCUCUCCUCACCGACGCAUCUCCGCCAGCAGGUUUCCACAGCUGCAACACCGAGACCAUGCCUGGGAUUUAUAACUGGACGACAGCGGUGCAGAUGUUUACAUCGGUUAGGGUCUUGAGGUUGAGCAAUGCCAACCUGUCUAACCAAAGCCUGAACAAGAUCUUCACUGACCUGUGUGAGAAUCUGCUAAAGAGUUUUUACUUCAAGUUACGCUCCAUGGUUCCCUGCUGCCUCUGUCAUCUCAACUUCAAUGUGGCGGUGCCGGAAGAAGAGCUCAUUCAGGUUUCAGUGACAGCAGUGGCCAUGACGUUUGACAAGGACCAGACGCAGGAGAGGCCGGCCGAGAGGUUUAUCACCAAAGGUGGGAGUGAGACCGAUGAGCAGCUGCAGUUUUCCCUGGAGCUGUGCGCCGACUCGUCAUCCACCAACUCUCAGCCUUCUUCCAGAAUUUCAGGGACAGUCUCUUUAUUCACCCCAGCUGCAAAACUUUGCCAAAGUCAGCUGGUUGUGGUUCAUUCGACAGGUGUCCCAGAAAAUACCAUUGUCUCAUCCAGAGCUGCCUCCGUUGAUUACGGUUCCUUUGCAGACAGAUGCAGCACCUGGCUAGAGCUGCUUAGGCUGAAAGCGCACACCAUAAGACGAGGAUCAGUUAAGACAAGUAGGAGGACACAGUCUCUAGCACACUCUGUCUCGUCUCUGGAGCACUGCAGUCCGCUGACGGAGGGACGCAGCCGUUCGGUGCGCUCCAGCCGCUCCUUCGGAGGCAGUCCGGUGACCAUGGUGAAGAUGACGCCGCUCUCCUUCCUCCCUGGGACGCGCAACAUCAAAUACCUGGGCAUCAUCAACAUGUUCUUCAUCAGAGAGACGACAUCUCUACGAGAGGAAGGCGGGGUUAGCGGCUUCCUCCAUUCGUUCAUCGCCGAGGUGUUUGCGAUGGUUCGAGCCCACGUGGCAGCUCUGGGCGGCAACGCUGUGGUGUCCUACAGCAUGAAAGACUGCGUUUUAAUGGAAAAUCCAAACAAGAACCAGGCUCAGUGCCUCAUUAACGUGAGCGGCGAUGCGGUGAUCUACGUCAGGGAAACGGACCAGGAGCCCACGGCCUCCAUGACUAACAUGGGUCAGAGUCUGUGUGCAGCUGACGGCGCUACAUGACUCGUGGACGUCCGGCUCACAUUCCACCAGCUGGAGGCACUGUCUGACCGAACACGCUCUCCUAAAAGUCUAGUCAUCCAAAUCUGUGUGAAUAAAUAUUUUGCCUUAAAAUUCUCAAAGAUCCAAAGGUCUGGACAUGUAAUUAUUUAAAAUAAAAAUAAAAAAUUAGUCGUGCGGAAAACUGUGUAUUAUGUGUAACAUAGGAGUGCAAUGUCUUUAUGUUUGAAGAGAAACUGAUGUGAGCCUUAUGGGUUGAGACCAGCCGCAGGGGCUCUGUAAAUUUGAAGCGUUUCUUUUUACUAAAGCCGUCCGUUCUGGGCUACGACCACAGCUACACUGUAUCGGCCAUCUCCUUGUGUUUUGCACACAUGAGGCAGCUAUAAUUAAUUUGUCCAUCUGCGAACCACUGAAUUUCUGUAGCCAUGCUUAACAAAAAAAAAAAAAAAAAAAAGGGAUG
This is a messenger RNA of Fundulus heteroclitus (mummichog), 4384 nucleotides long. RefSeq names its product C2 calcium dependent domain containing 5 (gene c2cd5). The transcript is spliced from 32 exons. Bases 346 to 3927 code for a protein of 1193 amino acids. Gene Ontology annotation, biological process: intracellular protein transmembrane transport; positive regulation of protein targeting to membrane; positive regulation of vesicle fusion. Lineage: Eukaryota; Metazoa; Chordata; Actinopteri; Cyprinodontiformes; Fundulidae. Gene Ontology annotation, cellular component: plasma membrane. The record is from RefSeq and is a predicted model, not a curated record. Gene Ontology annotation, molecular function: calcium-dependent phospholipid binding; calcium ion binding.